Austrofundulus limnaeus is the source of this 506-nucleotide messenger RNA. RefSeq names its product histone H2B 1/2. NCBI's taxonomy places the organism in Eukaryota, Metazoa, Chordata, Actinopteri, Cyprinodontiformes, Rivulidae. The record is from RefSeq and is a predicted model, not a curated record. The transcript is spliced from 2 exons. Gene Ontology annotation, molecular function: DNA binding; structural constituent of chromatin; protein heterodimerization activity. Gene Ontology annotation, cellular component: nucleosome. Bases 171 to 506 code for a protein of 111 amino acids.
GCCCAACCCAAAACAGGGUUUAAACCCAUGUCCUUUUUGCUAUGAUGCAAUAGCCUUUAUGCUGCCCAAAUGUGCCUAUAAGAUACAGUACAUAGUGGAUUAUUUUGCUCAUAAUUAAUGUCAAUGAAAAGAUGACAUUACUCUCGUCGCAGUGAACUCUGACAGAAAUCAUGCCUGAACCUGCCAAGUCUGCGCCCAAGAAGGGCUCCAAGAAAGCCGUGACCAAGACCGCCGGCAAAGGAGGCAAGAAGAAGAGGAAGACCAAGAAGGAGAGCUACGCCAUCUACGUGUACAAGGUGCUGAAGCAGGUCCACCCCGACACCACCAUCUCCUCCAAGGCCGUGAGCUUCAUGAACUCAUUCGUCAACAACAUUUUCGAGCGCAUCGCCUCGAAGGCUUCCCGCCUGGCUCACUACAACAAGAGGUCCACCAUCACCUCCAGGGAGAUCCAGACCACAGUGCGCCUCCUGCUGCCCGGUGAGCUGGCCAAAUACCCUAACAACUGA